UCUUCAUAAGAAAUUCUUUAUCACUCUUACGCCAGCAACAUGGCAAGUCUUAGAAUAUGUAGAGUUUGUGGCAACCCAAUCGCAACCGAGGAAACGGAGAAAGAAUUCAGCACGGUAGCCGGCAUUUAUCACGUAUUAACUUCCUCACAGCCUUCACAGGUGGAAGAAUUGCAUCUACCGAACAGCACCUGUUUGUGCUGCCAUUCCAAACUAGUGGAGAUCGACGAAUUUCGAACUAUGUGUGUCCAAGCUAUAGAACGGUUGCAAAAAGUGGUGGUUCCAUCGAUUGCGAAAGAAAGAAAGGUUAUUAAGAAGGAGAACAAGGCGGAAGUUGAAUUCCUAGAACUAGAGUUAAAAGAAGAGUUAGGUCUUGUCCCUGAAGGGGUGCUAUCUGUGAAGGUGGAGAUGGACGAUGCGGAUAGCCUAGUGGAGGCUGAUUGUUUAUCUGGAAACGAAACGGAAAAAGAGGACGAAUUAAGCUCGGACUUGGAUGAAGUUCCUGUAGGAAAGCGUAAAAGAAAACAGAAACAGAAGGAUGGUGCUAAAGAGACCACGAGAAAAACAAAAAUCGAAUGUGAUCAGUGUGAGAAAUUUUUCUGGAACCAAAAGCGAUACGAGGGUCACCUGCGAACGCACGAAGGACUGAAGCCGGCCGUGUGCGAAAUUUGCCAGAAAGCAUUCUCCAAGUGGACCUAUCUGAAGCAACAUCGCCAGACGGUUCAUGCUCCGGUCGAGGCAAAGCAACGCAUUCCCUGUGAGGUUCCCGGCUGCGAAAAGACGUUCGCCAUGCAGCACCACCUUAAGUUCCAUCUGACCAAGAAGCACACCGGCAACGGGUUGAACCCGAAGUGGAGGCACAUGUGCGAGCAGUGUGGUAAGACCUUCACCACGGUGGCCAAUUUGCGGAUUCAUAAAUACUCUCACGGAGGGAAAAUGCCAUUUGCGUGUAAUCUAUGUGGAAGGCGCAUGGAAAGCAACUUCAAACUGAAGAUUCACAUGAUGCGGCAUAAAGGAAUCAAGGAACACACUUGUCCGGUUUGCGGUAUGAAAAAAACCACGGUCACUGAGCUGAAGACCCAUAUGAACACUCACACGCGAGAGAAGCAAUAUCCUUGCGAAACUUGUGGGAUGGUGUUUUAUAGUAUAGGCAAUAAACAACGUCACGUAAGGAUAGUCCAUCAAGGCGUAAAGGCGUACACGUGCACAUAUUGCGAUCAAUCGUUCGGGAAGGCGGAGACUCUGAAGCACCAUGUUAUGACCCAUACCGGCGAGAAACCGCAUGUGUGUGAUUUGUGCGGCAAGCGGUUUAUUCAACCGACGGCUCUACAGACCCACAAAAGAACGCACUUCAAAAACCAUGGCAAUGUGCCGCCACAGAAAACUUAGACAUAAGUUCAAAGAUAAGAAAAACAGUCGCUAGACCUAUGAUAGUGAUAAAAACAUACGACUAAUGUAAGAAAAAAAA
This is a messenger RNA of Sabethes cyaneus, 1465 nucleotides long. RefSeq names its product gastrula zinc finger protein XlCGF46.1-like. Gene Ontology annotation, cellular component: nucleus. The record is from RefSeq and is a predicted model, not a curated record. Gene Ontology annotation, molecular function: zinc ion binding. The transcript has 7 exons. Lineage: Eukaryota; Metazoa; Arthropoda; Insecta; Diptera; Culicidae. Bases 40 to 1386 code for a protein of 448 amino acids.